Tilletiaria anomala UBC 951 is the source of this 747-nucleotide messenger RNA. RefSeq lists its product as uncharacterized. Lineage: Eukaryota; Fungi; Basidiomycota; Exobasidiomycetes; Georgefischeriales; Tilletiariaceae. The coding region runs from base 131 to 610 and encodes 159 amino acids. The transcript has a single exon. The record is from RefSeq and is a predicted model, not a curated record.
AUCUGCACGUACGAAGAUAUAUGGCAUGCACUUUUCGAGCUGUCUCCCCCGUUUCCAUUGACUGCGCACACUGGCUCUGCGUCUCCGUAAUUUACAUUCUACAUGUGAGUGAUGGGUGUUCUGGAUAGAUAUGGACUGGUGGAGUCCGCUCGUCCGCCAACAAGAGCUGUUCUGGCUCGAGCGCGGUGGUCAUCUGGUCACUGGCCAUCAGUGGCCAGGAAACUGCAACACAGCCUCUACAAAGCGAGUUACCAAUCCCAUGAGGUCUUUGUCGACGAAACGGUUGCGCCAGGGCUUACUUAACGAAUAUUUGCAAGCUCAUCCCUGCCCACGCUGUCCACGCCAGGGCUCGUAUUCAAUGCACGUUGCUGUGAUGGCAGCGCACAGACUGAUGAGCAGCUCUCACCAAGGCGGAGGCGGACUGCAUGUGCAUAUCACCAUAUUCCCUUUGGAUCAGUACGCAUCUCACGUGUCCAACGUCCCAGACAUCUUGAAGCAGGUUGGUAAAUCAUUCACCCCUGCUCUCCCUGUGUCCACCUAUCGCUCUAAAGAUGCCAAGCAGGCUACAACGAUACUAGAGCUGCUGCGGUCGAGGGAGCAUGGUCUAUAAGGGUCUGGUACGUAGUCUGUCACGUCUCGCGCGCGCGCGCAAAAAAGGCCUCUCCAGAAGAGCGACGUGGGGUAAUGAUGUCGACACCUCCCAAGCUCCGUAAAAAGAACAUACAAACAUUUGAGCCAUGGUGGCGU